AUCUUAUCUCAAGUAUAUAAUUGUAGAAUUCAUGUCACAGGUCACACACUGAAUAAUAACGAGAGCACAAUAAUUUUUUUUUCAGUUUCUUUAAAACUUUCGUGCUGUGUAGCUGGCAGUGGAAAUUAAUGUGCUAGAAUCGACUAGCAAAGGAAGAAGAAAUGAAUUUCCGCAUAUUUCAAUUUCUUUUAAUAUCCGUCUUACUAACGUUUGUACAUUCGUGUAAGAAAGUUCCACCAAAAACUUUAAAUCACGGACGGAAGCGAAAUGGUGAUAACGGAUAUCGAUUGGUGAUUGGAAACAAUCCAAGUGGCUAUGAACCUGGAAAGAUUUAUAAUUUAUUUUUAGUCGGCUCACGAGAUUACUUACAGUUGCAGCAAUUUACUCACUUUAUGAUAACAGCAGACGCUAUAAAUAUUGAAACAAAUCGAACAACUGUUGCCGGUCCGAAGCGUGUUGGUCGUUUUCAGCUUUUUGGCGAUGCAUUGACUAAGUUUUAUGAGAGUUGUGUGAAUACAGUGUCUGAGGCUGAUGAUUUUCCAAAGACUGAAGUUCAGACAAUGUGGGUAGCACCAGCGAAAGGAUCCGGCUGUGUACGUUUAUCAGCAAUGAUUUAUGAAGGCAAAGACUCAUGGUACUCGGAUGUUGGUGGACUCACGAAAAUUAUUUGUGAAGAAAAAGUCGAUAAGGUGAAAAAAAUGCUCGCUAAUGAUGAAUGCUGUGCAUGUGAUGAAGCUAAGUAUAGCUUCGUGUUUGAAGGAAUUUGGUCAAAUGAGACACACCCAAAGGAUUAUCCAUUCGCGAUUUGGUUAACACACUUUUCAGACAUUGUUGGUGCAUCGCAUGAUGCAAACUUCUCGUUUUGGGGUGAGAAUCAUAUUGCAACAGACGGAUUUCGGUCGUUGGCUGAAUGGGGAUCACCAAGGGCACUUGAAGAAGAAUUGCGAGCAAAAGGUUCACGCCUACGUACAUUAGUGAAAGCGGGUGGAUUAUGGUUUCCAAAUGUUAAUGCAAACACAUCGUCGCAUUUCCGUGUCGAUCGUAAACAUCAUAAAGUAUCAUUAGUAUCGAUGUUCGGACCGUCCCCUGAUUGGGUAGUCGGUGUCAGCGGAUUGAACCUUUGUCGUAAAGACUGUACGUGGGAAGCCUCACACGAUAUCGAUUUAUAUCCUUGGGAUUCUGGUACUGAUAGUGGAAUCUCAUACAUGUCACCAAAUGCAGAAACACAACCGCGCGAACGAAUGCACAAAAUAACAACGAAAUAUCCUGAAGAUCCUCGAGCACCAUUUUACAAUCCGAAUAGUGAUAAAAUGACACCGCUAGCAAAACUGUAUAUUCGACGUGAAAAGGUUAUAACGAGAAAUUGCGACGAGGAAUUAUUGCAAGCACAAAUCGUUGAGGUUUCCGAGAACGAUGACAAUGAGUCGAACAGUAUACCGGAAUGUGAGGUCAGUGAGUUUUCCGCUUGGUCACCAUGCUCAGUGACAUGUGGUAAAGGCUUACGUGAACGUAGUCGUCGUUAUCGUAAUCCACAAAGUGCAACAGAAAAGGGUUGUAAUCGUCAAUUAAUAUACAAAGAGAUGUGCGUAGCCGCUAUACCAGAAUGUGGUAAGGAUGGAGAGGAUAGCUCGGAGAAUCUAGCUGAAUCGCAAGCCACUGUUAAUGAGCAAGGAGAGGGUUUGGGACUUUGUCGUACGACUCAAUGGACAGAUUGGAGUGAAUGUUCAGCAACAUGUGGUGUCGGUAUAAGUAUGAGAACUAGAACAUUUGUUGAUCGAUCUGGUCGAAAGAAAUGUCCACACAUUUCCAUUGUUGAGAAGACAAAAUGUAUGAUGCCUGACUGUAAAAUAACAGAUUUGGAGAUUCCUGACUCUAAUUGUCCAGUCGCUGCUUGGUCAGAUUGGUCACCGUGCAGUACGACAUGCGGUAAAGGUGUACAAAUUCGUACACGCUUGUUGCUUGUCGAGCCUAAUAAAAAGGCAGAAUGUAUGGCAAGAGGCAAGGAACUGAAUCAACAGCGCGAAUGUUCAACACGUCAGGACUGUACACUUGACUUCGAGUCGGCACGUACUGUUUGUAAUUUACCAUCUGAUAAUGGAGCAUGUCGUGGAUCGUACAAAAGAUUCUUUUACAACCCCAACAAGCAAGAUUGCGAAGAAUUCGAGUACGGAGGAUGUCGCGGAAAUCAAAAUAACUUUUUAACCAGAGACGUUUGCCUGAGUACUUGUGGCAUCAUUAGAAACACGGUUUCAUCAAAUCGACCACAAUCUAGACAACAACAGACACUUCCUGCUGCAUCUGCUAGAAUUUACACCACAACAAUAAGAAAUGAUUAUCAAACUACUGAAGGUACUUCUGAUGGUCAGCCUGUUGAUUGUCUUCUUUCUGAAUGGUCUGAAUGGUCCACAUGUUCAGCUGAAUGUGAUCAAGUUGGUGUAUCGACAAGGACUAGAGAAGUAAUAAGAGAGCCACAAAAUAACGGGCAAAGCUGUGGAGAAUUGACAAGACGUAAACGAUGCAGAGGACGUUGUACAUAAGAUGAAUAGGAGACGAGAAUAAUUUGCUGAUAGAAAAGAAAAAGUUUAAUGUACAUACAAAUUUUCUGUAUGUAUCAACGUCUGCUACAUUUAUGUUAACAUAAAAAUCUAUUAAAUAGGUUGAUAAAUUUAGGUUUAGGUUAAAUGUGAAUAUGACGUUAUCGGACAUGAAAUUUAUUAGAUGAAAAUGUAAUUUUUUGAAAAAUUGAAUUAGAAGUUUUUAGGGCUUGAUGUGAAUUUUCUAAGUUUUUUGCUAAGUUGUAGGAACUGUAA
Messenger RNA from Chironomus riparius, 2810 nucleotides. NCBI's taxonomy places the organism in Eukaryota, Metazoa, Arthropoda, Insecta, Diptera, Chironomidae. The record is from the annotation of a GenBank genome assembly.